GAGAGAAGGAGGAGGGGGAGGAGGAGAGUGUGAGGCUUUUAGUUUGGAGUGAGUGUGAGAGAGAGAGGCAGAGUGGGCUCCAUCUCUCUCUCUCUAACACAUGAACAGCACAACUUUAGUUUAAGCUUACCAUCACUGAAGAUGACUGCACGCAUUCCUCCCUGGUUCUUUGGAUUAUUUCUACUAGUGCUCCGGUUCUGCUGUCGUCGCUCCUCUGCUCAGCUGUUGGACGACCGUGGUUCUCAGGGAGCCUUGGACCUGACUGAGUUGAUCGGCGUCCCCCUUCCUCCCUCCGUCUCCUUUGUCACAGGUUUCGAGGGUUACCCCGCCUACAGCUUCGGCCCGGAUGCCAACGUGGGCCGCCUUACAAAGUCAUUCAUCCCCGACCCAUUCUACUAUGACUUUGCCAUCACGGUCACAGCUAAACCCACCACACGGCGUGGUGGUGUGCUGUUCGCCAUUACAGAUGCUUACCAAAAGAUUGUGCACCUAGGUGUAGCAUUGUCUGAGGUGGAGGAUGGUUCCCAGAGAGUCAUACUGUACUACACCGACCCAGGAACGAGAGGUGGGACACAGGAAGCAGCUUCCUUCAAAAUGGGAGACCUGACAGGGAGAUGGGCGAGGUUUACCCUGACGGCACAGGGAGCAGAGGUGCGUCUCUACAUGGACUGUGAGGAAUACCACCGGGUUGCCUUCUCCAGGAGCCCUCAGCCUCUGACCUUCGAGGCCAGCUCAGGGAUCUUCGUGGGGAACGCUGGGGGUACGGGCCUGGCGAGGUUUGUGGGCUCCAUCCAGCAGCUGGUGCUCAAGUCUGAUCCCACGGCCCCAGAUGACCAGUGUGAGGAGGACGAUCCUUAUGCCUCUGGAUACGGAAGCGGUGACGAUGCUUAUGAAGACAUGGAGAGAAUAGACGAAGUGAAGAAGAUUGUGGAGGAGAGAGAGUACACCAUGCCCCUCCUAGAGCUGGACCCCACUUACAGCACCCCAGUCCGAGCUCCGCCCACUGAGAUGUCACUGGGCGGUGAUGAUGAAGACAUAGAGGAGACUUCUGGACACGAGGUGGAGGUGACCACAGAAAGAAUGAAAUCAUUUGAGCCAAGUACUUCAGCCUCCGUAUUUAACACUGACACUUCCCUCCAGGUGACUCCAGGACAGAAAGGGGAGCGAGGUGAUCCAGGUCCAGCAGGUCCCCCAGGACCACCUGGCCCUCCAGGACAUGCCUCAGGAGGCGGGGAGGAAGGGGAGCCCGGACCCAGGGGUCCACCAGGACCACAGGGACCGUCAGGCCCACCUGGAGUUGCAGGGAAAGAUGGACUGCCUGGAAGCAAAGGUGAAACUGGUGCCCCAGGAGCAACUGGGAUUCCAGGAUUCCCAGGACUACAGGGAGAGCCUGGUCCUAAGGGAGAAAAGGGCGAUCCUGGUGUUGGGCUCCCAGGUCCUCCAGGCCCUCCUGGACCUGCAGGUCAACCAAGGGCGUCGCCCAUGUUCCUGGAGGGGUCAGGAUUUGAAGACUUUGACAGUGACGCAGAGAUUAUUAGGGGGCCUCCAGGGCCUCCUGGUCCCCCGGGACAGCCAGGGCCCCCAGGAACUUCAUCUGAAGACAUCUUUCCUGGACCACCUGGCAUCCCUGGAAAAGACGGGAGGGAUGGAGAGAGGGGUGAACCUGGACUGCCUGGAGUUGAUGGAAAAGAUGGGGAUCCAGGACCUGCUGGGGAGAAAGGAGACAAGGGAGAACCUGGUGUGAACGGGCAGCCAGGAGUGAAGGGAGAUCAGGGCCCUCCAGGGUUUCCAGGCGUGCCAGGCUCAGAAGGUCCAGAAGGGCAGCCUGGUCCCAGGGGUCCUCCGGGGCCCCCAGGUCCCCCUGGAAGAGGCUUCACCGUGGACUUUGAGGAUUUGGAAGGAUCUGGGAUAGAUGGUGGUUUUGGAGCUACGCUCUCCAGAGGCCCACAGGGUCCUCCAGGAAUCCCUGGACUUGAAGGACCGAAGGGUAAAGAUGGUUUAGACGGCUCCCCUGGAAACCCAGGGCAAAAGGGGGAGAAAGGUGCUACAGGAUCACCAGGGUUUCCUGGACUGGAUGGACUAAGAGGGGAUCAGGGACCAAAGGGGGGCAAAGGUGAUCCAGGACUAAAGGGAGAGGCAGGACGGGACGGACUUAGUCUACUCGGCCCGCCAGGGCCACCUGGACCACCAGGACCCCUCCUCAACCUCCAGGAUCUUCUACUUAACGAUACAGAUGGUGCCUUUAACUUCUCAGGGAUUUUUGAAGCUCAGGGAUCCGCUGGUCCAAAGGGUGACACUGGGUUACCAGGAGUUCAAGGACCUCCAGGACUGAAAGGUCAAAAGGGUGAGCCAGGGAUUGUCAUCGCAGCAGAUGGAUCCAUGCUGUCAGGCAUGGCUGAUCCACUGGGACCCAAAGGAGCCAAGGGAGAUAUUGGUGUACCUGGACCUGCUGGAAUUCCAGGGCCUAUUGGACCACCAGGACCUAAAGGAGAGUUUGGUUUUCCAGGAAGACCUGGUCGUCCAGGCCUGAUGGGACCUAAAGGAGAGAGAGGGGACUCUGCAGGCCUGCCGGGACCUCCUGGCCCUCCUGGUUUGCCAGGCCGCCCAGGAAUAUUCAACUGCCCGAAAGGAACUGUGUUCCCCAUCCCUCCCAGACCCCACUGCAAAAUGGCUCUUAAUCCCAAUGGAACCAUUGCAGUCGGUAACUGUCAAACAGGACUAAAAGGAGAGAAGGGGGAGAGAGGCCUUCCUGGAUUGCCGGCACCACCAAAUACAUACCUUCCCAGGGGUGUCUGGGGGUCCAGAGGUGACCAGGGCAUUAAAGGAGAGAAAGGAGACAAGGGGGAGGCAGGGUUGCCAGGGCGACCAGGUAUCCCUGGGAGACCAGGACCUGUGGGACCUAAAGGAGAGGCAGUGCUUGGUCCACAAGGCCACCCCGGGGUGCCAGGUUCACCGGGUAUCCCAGGCUAUGGCAGACCAGGACCCGUUGGCCCUCCUGGACCACCAGGGCCUCCAGGUCCCUCUGGGUCACCCUCAAGAUAUGGCUCAGCUUUGACCAUUGCUGGCCCCCCUGGACCUCCUGGACCAGCUGGACCUCCUGGACCUUCGGGUAACGCAGCAUCUCUGAAAACAUUUGCAAGCCGUGAGAGUAUGAUGCAGCACACAGUCAGGGAUGCAGAGGGAACUCUGAUGUACGUCACAGCAACAGGAAGUCUCUUCCUCAAGGUCUCCCAGGGAUGGAAAGAGAUACAGCUUGGCAGUCUGAUCUACCUCUCCAAUAACAUUAUUCCACAAGAUGAGCCUCGAGCUGCAUACCAGAUAAGAGGAGACACGAUGGAAAGAAUACGUUCAGUAAACGAAAGGCUCAACCUGGUGGCCUUGAACCAGCCCCACUCAGGCGAUAUGAUGGGACUCGACAUAGCCGAUCGGAUGUGUUAUGAACAAGCCAAGGCGAUGGGUUUGACUCCAAACUACCGCGCCUUCAUUUCCUCCCACAGGCAAGACCUGGUCCAUGUGGUCUACCCUGGUUUCCGAGAAACUCUGCCAGUUACCAACCUCAGGGGAGACGUGAUGUUUAGGAACUGGCGGUCAAUUUUCAAUGGCGACGGGGGGCCACUGGAUGCCAGGAUACCCAUCUACUCCUUUGACGGCAGGGAUGUUUUAGCUGACCCCUUCUGGCCUCAGAAGAGUAUCUGGCACGGCUCCACCAGCAGGGGCCUCCGAGUGAUGGACAAACACUGUGAGACGUGGCGAGCGGACCACAUGUCUCUCAUGGGCCAGUCGUCGAGCCUGACCUCAGGUCUGCUCCUGGGCCAGCAGACGCGGAGCUGCUCCAACCAGUACAUUGUUCUUUGCAUCGAGACCCACAAAAACUUUUAACCCCCUCACCCCUGUACCACUCAACCAAGGAACCCAUCCCAGCCAGCGCAAACGUUCAACACUCGGGGGAAAAAGAUUUGAGUGUCUUUCAAAGAGAAGGACGUCGAUUUCAGCACAUCUGUGGUGCUACGUGUAGCAUUUUGUGCUUUUUAAAACAGAGGAUAAUAUUUAACACUUUUUUCACAAAGGGGAUGUUCAUACUUUUUUCUCUCCUUUCUCUGCUGACAUCACUUUGUGUUGUUGGAGGAGAGAGAAGAUUGUUAAGAGGCAGUAACAAACUCUUAACAACAGCCAAGACAUAAUCUGGGAAGGCAAGCUAACAUGAAGUUGAUGCUACGCUGUGGAACUGGAAUUAUUCUGGGGGUUGUUUGCAAUCCAUUUUGUGUCUUAAAGGAGCUGUGUACAACAGUCAGAGCAUAUCUAUAAUUCAGAGUCUGAGCUGGAAUUGUCUGCAUUCGGCUCUCAACAUGGAGGUGGCUGAAUUUGCAGCUAGCAGCUAACUGUGCUAACAGCAUGAGCAGCGCUAGCAGCAGUGCUGACAGAGAUCAUUUUUUGGAUUGUUUGCAGCCCUAAUUUGAGACUAAAAAGAGCUGGAGUCUGAGCUGGGAUUGUCUGCACUUGGCUCUCAACAUGGAGGUGGCUGAGCAGGUGGCUAGCAGCUAACGUUGCUAACAGUGCAAACAGCCUAAACAAUGGCAACAGUGCUAACAGAGCUAAUGGUGUUAAGGUAAGGAGGAAGUGAAAGAUUGGGCAUUACACUCCUGCAACAACGCUGUUCUCAGCAUUAACCACCUCGUGAGUGCAGCACAUAGCUGUGGCAAUUUGGCUAGCCAGUGGGAUAUGACUACAACAGACUACAACAACAAAAAACAGAGAAGCUCGGAUUACAACACACACAGAGGAAGCAUGACUUCAUUCGCUGCUCAGGACGCCAUUACUCCACUAUAUCUUUACAUAGCAAAUAGAUGUUUGCGGCUGUAUUAAUGCUCUGAAUGUUAUGUACAGCACUUUUAAAGUAACGCCCCAUCAACAUUGUAAGAAAUAUUUCCCCUCAUGUUCACCCUGUUGGCACAUAAUGUAAAAUGCAACACAGAGGCUGAUGGAGGCUGAGACAAUAUUCAUGCUAAUAUCUCAGAGAGAAAUGUGGUAAUGCUUUCUUAGUUUUAAAAAUGAUACACGCAGCACCUUUAACCUUUUAUUCAAGCAAAGUGGACUCAUUUGCAACUAGACACAUCUGUUUCACUUUACAAGAAUCGAACAAGAUAUACAAAGGCUUUUUCCCUACAGUCACCCAGGUGUGUUGAGGAUAAGACGUCUCUUUUUUAAGUUGGUCUCUUUGUUGUUCAGGAGACUGAAAAUGCAGCGGCUGGCAGUUUUUACAAAUGAUAGAUUUCCAAAGACUUUUGUGACGGAAGCACAAAGCUACUUUCACUGCCUUGUUUGCAGGUUGUCAUGGAGGGUUUUAAACAUUUCUGUAGACAUGUUUUAAGGGUAAGAAAUGUCUUCCUAUAGCUUACAGAGUCCCUUGUCCAACAGUGGGAAGACCAGACGACCAGUGUUGCCACCAAAGUCAUUUUUGAUGCACUGUACUUUAUUUUUAAAAAAAGAUAUUUUCUAGUUCAACAUUUUCAUCCUUGAACGUGUUGUUUGUGUCAUAGCUUUUUCAUACAUCUUGGUGAUCUCACAUCUUAGCAGCUCUUUCUCUCAAUAGGCUAUUUAAUUUAAAUUCAAUGAUUUAUUUAUACCGUCACAGCACAUAACAUGAAAUCAGAUGAGUAAAUUUAAGAAUGUAAUUUAUCGUUUUGUUUGUCAAAUGUUUUUUUUCUCACUUUUCUAUUUUUUUUUUUUUUUUUUUUUUGUACUUUUUGUUUUAAUUUCUGGAAAAUAUUGACAACAGUCAAAACGAAUUUCCACCGAGAUUUAAUUGGAAAAAGCUAAAUAAUUUUCAUACUGAAAAAGAAGACCAGAAAAAAAGAAAUUCCAUGGGGAAAAGUGAGAGCACAUGUUUUUGUAUAAAUAUUGGUGCUUUGUUGAAUAAAGUUUUCUCUUUUCAUAA
Molecule: messenger RNA, 5935 nt
Organism: Epinephelus moara (kelp grouper)
Lineage: Eukaryota; Metazoa; Chordata; Actinopteri; Perciformes; Serranidae
Product: collagen alpha-1(XVIII) chain-like
Exons: 44
Coding region: 142-3879 (1245 amino acids)
Source: RefSeq, a predicted model, not a curated record